AUGGCGCCGCUGUUCGGGCGGGAGGCGUGGGCGUGCGUGUGGCGCAUGGUGCAGAACGACCUCGUCCAUGGGUGGGGGCUGGACUGGAACUUCUGGAGGUGCGUGGACGAUCCUGAGGCGCAGAUCGGUGUGGUAGACGCGCAGUUCGUGGUGCACCGCGGCGUUGCCACGCUGCUCGCCCAGGGCAAGGCGGAGGACGGCGGCGGGGUCAGGGAGCGCCAGUGGGCCGAGUUCCACGCAUUCACAUGGAGACUGCAAGACGUUGAAGAGAAGGCCCACUAG
Miscanthus lutarioriparius is the source of this 282-nucleotide messenger RNA. The record is from the annotation of a GenBank genome assembly. NCBI's taxonomy places the organism in Eukaryota, Viridiplantae, Streptophyta, Magnoliopsida, Poales, Poaceae.